Molecule: messenger RNA, 4732 nt
Organism: Amblyraja radiata (thorny skate)
Lineage: Eukaryota; Metazoa; Chordata; Chondrichthyes; Rajiformes; Rajidae
Product: E3 ubiquitin-protein ligase MSL2
Exons: 2
Coding region: 648-2552 (634 amino acids)
Biological process (GO): protein ubiquitination
Cellular component (GO): MSL complex
Molecular function (GO): ubiquitin protein ligase activity
Source: RefSeq, a predicted model, not a curated record
AGUCACGUGACCGGCGUUCGAGCUCUUUCCGUUUUUUUUCUCCUCUCUUUUUAAAACCGAACGUUUCCACCAUUUGAAACAAAAAUCUGGUCGCCCCUCGCGCUCCUCCUCCGAACCCGGGCAGCGUUUAAACAGGGGGCGGGCUGUUACCGUCAGCGGGCAGUCCGCGGUGGGAAGGAAGGCAGGAGAGCCGCCGCGGGGUGAGGGUAAUGGUGGCCAUGUCGGGGCGGGUUGCGAGGGACUGAGCUUUCCUUCGGUUCGCACGCUCGUUCCUUCCUUCCUUCCUUCCCCCACCCCCUCCCCCUCCUCUUCUCUUUCCCUCCCUCCCUCCCUCUCCUUCCUUCUCCCCAUCCUUUCCCUCCCGCGGAUAGAGAAGGCAGCGGCCGCCACCGCCGCUCGGAGGAGGGGGCCGAGCGGGAGGCGAGUCCUCGCGAAUGGCGAGAGGCGGGCGCCGGAGGCUCGAGCCCAGCGGAUCGCCAGAGGGACGGAGCGGCUCGGAUGGAGGCGCCGUUCGCGGCUAGUCGGCUCCAACUCACAACCACAGCCGCCGCGGCCGCCGUGUAGUGAUGGCUCUGGGAGAGGAGCCGAGCCGCCGGAGACCAGGUCGCGGCAGCGGCAUCGUCCGCUGACACCCAGCUCUGUUAUAAAUGGACAUUGGCGACGCCGCGGUAACCGGGCAUCGGAGUAAAAGCGAUCGGAAAGGCGCUCGGCGGCGGAGGCGGCGGCAGCAGCAACAACAACAACGCAGCGGCCUCCCCGGCCGCUGCUCGGACGCCGCCAUGAAUCCGGUGAACGCCACCAGCCUGUACGUUUCGACAUGCCGCUACAUCAUGCAGUGCGAGCCGCAGGAUCCCGGCUCGUUUCCCGAGCUUUACAAACUGCUGCCUUACCUGCGCCAGUCCCUUUCCUGCUGUGUCUGCGGAAACCUACUGAAAGAUCCAAUUGCACCUACAAACUCCACUUGCCAGCAUUACGUCUGCAAACUGUGUAAAGGCAAAAAGAUGAUGAUGAAGCCCUCCUGUAGUUGGUGCAAAGAUUAUGAACAGUUUGAGGAAAAUAUACAGCUGAACAUACUGGUGCGUUGCUACAAAAAACUAUGUGAAUAUGUAGCUGAAUCCCCAAUUUCACAGCACCUCACUACAGUAAUGGAUGGUGCGCCUGACAUUUUAAACCUGCUGCAAGAGGGGCUCUUAUUGGAUGAAGAGAGACAAGGGGCUGCUGCUUCGGCAAGUGCUUUAAAUUUAUCAAAUUCCCCGACCCCGUCGACCUCGGAAUGCACCAGUGACCUAGAAAUGGCGGCUACACCACAAAUCAUUGAAAAUAUUCAAGACUGUGAGCAAGUUUCAAGUAAUACUGAAUUAACCUGCUCUAGUUUCAAUGGGUUGCCUGGUUGCAACGGACUUUCUGUAGGCGAAUUUACUGUAAAUAUUUUUUCUUCUGAAAAUUCAGAAAGGCUCAAUACAUCCUGCAUGGCAGAGGACUUCAAAAGUAGGGACAUUUCUGACAGUUUGCAGGCAGUCAGCGAAGUAGUUUCUUGUAGUAAUGUUGAUGUAGUGGGUGUUGACAUUUGCAGUUAUGGUGAAGACAUAAAGCCUAAUGGCUCUUUGUUACUUACUGGUGGACAUGUAUAUCAAGACCUAGAAACAGUUUCAAAUGAUCUAGAUGCCUGUAGCAAUUAUUCACAACCGAUUUCUGAGGCAAUUACACCCAAUGGACCUCUCUUAGAUGCCAAACCUAUCUCCUUGCCUUCUAUAAACAGUAUUUUUGUUUCUAGCAACGCACCCCCUCAUGGUAUUCCCUGUGUAGCAGCAACACCCAAAAUAGUACGGAUGAAUCGGAAGCGAUCUCGAUCGGAGAGCGACAGUGAAAAGAUUCAGCCCCUACCUAUUUCCAGAAUUAUACAUGGCCCACCGUUAGGGGCUGCUGCUCCUGUUCCUGCCAAACGCGAGACUAAGUUGUCCACUGAAACUGUCGUCACUGUGCCAAACGGGGGCACACUAAAAGUGGGCAAACCUUUGCUUGCGACCAGUAAAAAUGUUAAAAAGCACGCAGAACAUGGAGCAAAGAAAUCGCACUCAAAAGUAAAGCAGGGAACAACCAAAUCUAAAACCAAGGAGAAGGUUCAUAGCAGUACUAUAAUGCCUGGUAGCCCAUCAAAAAUAGCAUACAAAAAACCCCCAGAGAAGAAGGGGUGCAAGUGUGGACGUGCAACACAAAACCCAAGUGUUCUUACUUGUCGUGGGCAACGUUGCCCUUGUUAUUCAAAUCGCAAGGCCUGUUUGGACUGCAUUUGUCGUGGAUGCCAGAACUCGUACAUGGCCAAUGGUGAGAAAAAGUUGGAGGCUUUUGCCGUGCCAGAGAAGGCCUUGGAGCAGACCAGGCUUACAGUGGGCAUCAGUCUAACCAGUAUCAGCAAUGCGGUGCGGAAUGCAAGCACGAGCGCAAGUGUCAUCAAUGUGACAACUGGGUCGCCAAUACCUACUUUCCUAGCUGCCAGUCCACAUGACGACAAAAACUUGGAUGAAACUAUUGACUAUAGAUAUGACUGUUAGAUUGGAAUCGAUCUGGUGGACCUUAGGCAUGUCCCUGUUAAUGGGAUGACUACAACUUUAAGGCAGCUAUAGUUCUAUAUUUGGGGGGAAAAAACUUAGUUGAACUUGCCGUAGUGCUUUGGGUAUAGAUCACUUGAAGUAAAUGUAAAUCAUCAGGUUUGACUCCGGAGGAGAGGAAUAGGUUAAUUAGAUGUAAUUAUGAACUUUUACAAGUGGUUUAUACUGAAUGAUCUUUGGCAAGAGAAAUUUGACCUCAUUGUUGCUGCUUAUGCAUUGUGCAUAAUCGCAGAAGGUUAAGGUGUAAUUUAAAAAAGAAUGGUGAACUACAGUACGAACAGUUUAAAAAAAAAACCAUGUAGAAUAUAAUGUCACUUUUUAUAUGCAGAUUAUUUUUGUGUUCUCUAAAUCAAAAAAAACAUUGGUUUUGUUUUAUUUUGGUAAUGUCAUUAGAUGACCCAAGAAUAUAUUUAAAACAAAAUGCCUCAUUAUUUUCUAGUGUCUGCAUUAGCAUGAAUCAGUUGCACAAAGCAAAACACUCCCAUAACACCUGUGUAGUUAGUUUCAAGUAGAAAUGAGGAUGAUAUUUUAGGCGCACAUGGUAUAUAUUUUCUUCCCUCAGGGUUGCUUGCCAUUUUAUUAGAACCAUGUGGUGCUCAAUGUGUAAUUUUGUCAUGAAUGGUGGUUGCUGGAAGACCCCACCCCACUCUGCACAUGCACUUAGAUGCCUACAAUUGGAGACAGUGUCGGAGCCAUGUUAACAAAAGUGUGUACAGAUGAAGGUUAUUGAGUCAGUUAAGUUGUGCACAAGUGUUUAUGCAGGUGUUUCUCUAACGUAUCUGAGGGGCUUGAUCUUUUACAAACUUGGGGAUGUACAAUAAUUUGAUACUGUGCUGGAUUUGUGCUACAACUCACCACUGUCUCCUUUUGAUGAUACAGGAAGCAAAGUGGUGAUGAAUUGACAUUGAACCCAAACGUGCAUAUUACAGCAGUGCCUCUGCAUUACUUGUUAUCUGCCAUUGGGUAGCAUAGCACUUACUGUAUCGUCCUGCAUUUACCUUCUAGUGCCAGAUAGUACUGCAGGUGGUAGUUAAUUGUCAGCAUGUCUAACUAAAAUGAACAAUAAUACAUUUUAGCCACAUUGGCAAAUUCAGGUUUUACAUUGGUAUAAAUACAGUUGAGUAACAAAACAAUUGGCCCUUGUGUCUUUAUGUGCAAUUUGACCAAUAUCAUCACAUAAAGUUGGAAUGAAUAAGUACAAUAACUUUCACUAAGGCAGUUCAACAAUGGGGACUAGUGCAUGUGCUCCUCUCCCUCUCGUGUCCCUUGCAUUGAAAGCAAAUCCCAAUAUUUUGUCAUUAAUAAUAUCUCAUAAUCCCAUUACUUCUGUCAAUGUGGCUGAACUGCUUGUACCACUGUCCACCAUUGUAAUGUAUAUGAAAUUACUCCUCAGCCUCACUUAUGGUUUGGCACAUAGCAUGCACAACAAUGGUUAUUCACAUAGUGUAAAUGUGCAGGAAAUUUUUCACAUGCAGAAAGAGAUCGGAUGGCACCUUUUUGUUUUUAUAGUGUAGCUGGUGUCAUUUCCUGUGAAUGUGGUCAAGUAGCGUUUUGAAGCCAUAGGAAUAAUGUGAUGUUUGUGUCCAGUCUGUAUUUUUUUUGUUGUUUUUUUCUUUUUUUGUUUUGCAAGAAGAAUUGAAACUAUUUUUGAUAAUGAGAGUAAAUGGUGGAAAAUACUUCUUCAGUUUUCUUGUCUUUUUUGGCACCUAAGGCACCUACAUUUUAAUUUUUUUUACAUCCGUGGUAAAUUAAUGUCAUAGCAAAGCUAUGUUUUUGUAUUUGUGUAUUGUGAUUUCUGUAUGCUGACCAAAAAAAUCCAUUAAUUGAGUAGGUGGUUGAUCCUAACUCUCGCAUGAACUUUACGCUUGCUGUUCAAGCAUUUAAAACAGAUACUGGUAUGUAGCCACAAGAAGUCCGUGGAACCAUUUCAUGACAUUUUUGCAAAGCUGUGAAGCUGUAUUAACACUGUUGUUUUCCUGUUACCCGUGGUAAAAGUUGGUCCAGAUUCCAUUGAGGAACCUAGAGAAAACAUCCUUAAUUUUUUUUCUAAAUGCUGGUAUAUUCAUGCCGUUUUUCGGAACAUGUAUGAGAAAGUAAUGAAUAAAUGCAUUAGUUUUAUACUA